ACCCCGAAGCUGGCAGUGGUGGAAAUCGGGAGAGUGAGUGCAAGGAGUGCCAGGGCAGAGAUGGACCCCAGGCCAGCUGGAGCACCUGGCCCUGCACACUGAGCUCCUUGGAGAGGAGUGGCAGCAGGAGAAGGGUGGCGAGAGGCUGUGCCCGUAGAGACGUGACAAGGCAGGUAAAGCCAAUUUCCCACCAGCGGAAACAGGAGCCUCUCCUUCCUCCUGUAGUGACCCCACUCAGUCUUUGCCAUGUGGGAAGCAGCCCAGGGCCUGAAGAAGAGCCACAGAAUUGGGGUUUGGGCAGGGCAGGCAGUGGGUCCAGGCCAUGGAAGACUCAGUGUCCCACUCAUGCUGAUCUCCCCCACAGGCCAGCACUUCAGCAAUGACUUUGCCCAGGUGAACCCCCUGAUGAAGGUGCCAGCCUUGAAGGACGGUGACUUCAUCUUGACUGAGAGUGUGGCCAUCCUGCUGUACCUGGCCCGCAAGUAUAAGGUCCCUGACCACUGGUACCCUCAGGACCUGCAGGCCUGUGCCCUUGUGGAUGAGUACCUGGCGUGGCAGCACACAGCCCUGAGGAAAAACUGUCUCCGGGCCCUGUGGCGUAAGGUGAUGUUCCCUGUCUUCCUGGGAGAGCCACAGUCUCCUGAGAUCGUGGCAGCAACUCUGGCAGAGUUGGAUAUGACCCUGCAGCUGCUUGAGGACAAGUUCCUGCAGAACAAGGCCUUCCUUGCUGGGCCACACAUCUCCCUGGCUGAUCUGGUGGCCAUCGAAGAGCUGAUGCACCCUGUGGGUGCUGGCUGCCAGGUCUUCGAAGGCAGACCCAAACUUUCUGCAUGGCGUCAGCGCGUGGAGGCGGCAGUGGGGGAGGACCUUUUCCGGGAGGCCCAUGAGGUCAUCUUGAAGGUCAAGAGUACUCCACCUGCAGACCCCACCACAAAGCAGAAGUUGAUGCCGCGGGUGCUGGACAUGAUCCAGUGAGGUCCGCCCUCAGCAGCUCACAAAGCACCUGCAUUUUCAUGAUCCCACCAAAGGCAGGUGCAGUGAGCACCUGGCUUCCCAGGCCAGAGCCUUCCCUGAUCUCUCUCCCACAGCUGCCUGCAAGUCACCAUGAUAAUGCACAGACCUUCAAGGGCACACCCAGAACACCUCUUUAAUCACUGCUUUUUGAUUUUUGAUUUAAGUUUGGGUAGUAAAUCUGGCCUUGGUCUGUGG
Messenger RNA from Loxodonta africana (African savanna elephant), 1209 nucleotides. Its product is annotated as glutathione S-transferase theta-1-like. Gene Ontology annotation, molecular function: glutathione transferase activity. Bases 247 to 975 code for a protein of 242 amino acids. Gene Ontology annotation, cellular component: cytoplasm. The transcript is spliced from 4 exons. Gene Ontology annotation, biological process: glutathione metabolic process. NCBI's taxonomy places the organism in Eukaryota, Metazoa, Chordata, Mammalia, Proboscidea, Elephantidae. The record is from RefSeq and is a predicted model, not a curated record.